AUGGGAAAACCCAACAGUACAUAUGUUAUGUACUCAGUGAAACUAAAAGAUAACGAACUUGGAGUUAGUCAAACAUCAGAGGAAGAUGACGUAACACUUGCCAAGAGACUCGAAGAUAGGCUGGCUACAAAGAGUAAUGAAGUCAAACCAAUAGCGAAGUCGACUACAUCAGUCAUGGACAAGGAGAAGAAAAAGCCGACUAUCUCAGCCAAGGAGAAGAAACUUACUCCAAAAAUCACAUACACCCCUCAGAAGCCAUCCAGAACUGAAAACCCAGUUGAAAAAGAUUGCCCAACAGAGAAAGUUCAGAAAAAGGAUGGCGAGAAUGUGAGAAAGAGAAAAGCUAAAGGUGAUCCAAAUCUGCAAGAACUUACUAAAAAAGUGAAGAAUGCACGCAAGUUGUUGAGCCUAAGGAAAUCUCCGUUCUAUAAGGAUUUGAGUUCACAACAAAGAGCGCUUCUCUCUCCUUUUUUUGACAAAGCUACCUCAAUCAACAGUGCUUGGAAAGCUCCUGCUGUGAUUGGUCAUCACAUAUUAUCUGCAGAGACAUUUGAAGAUCUGCUACAUAACAGGGCUUUAGAGGGAGAUCUUAUAAAUUACUGGCAAUACCAACUGAAAAAAGCAUAUCAUAAUGAGCAACCGGUGAAUGGACAGAGAAAGUACAUUCCAGUACUCCACAUUGAUCCAACAGGCUGGUUUUAUUUAAGUGACCCAGUACAUCAAGUAGCAGCAAACACUGCUGUCUUCUUACCCAUCAGGAAUAUGGAGGAAGGAACCAGGAAGAUUAUUAUUCCAAUGUCACACCAAAACGUGCAUUGGACGCUUCUUGUGUAUGAAUGCGAGAAAGGCGAAUUCUUCCACUACAACACUUGGGAAGCUGUAUCCAAAAACGAGUGUCUCGAUAAUGCUAAUCUUAUGGCAGAAUACUGCUUGUUAGAAAUUAAUGAACGCUUGUCGAGCCUGCGCCUUCCACUUGUAAACAGAGUAAAGAUGAUUAGUUACCCAACACCUCAACAGGGAGACUGA
Molecule: messenger RNA, 1026 nt
Organism: Papaver somniferum (opium poppy)
Lineage: Eukaryota; Viridiplantae; Streptophyta; Magnoliopsida; Ranunculales; Papaveraceae
Exons: 5
Coding region: 1-1026 (341 amino acids)
Source: RefSeq, a predicted model, not a curated record